AAAUUCUUGCACAUUGAAAUAUGAACAAUUGUUUUUAUCACUACCAACCAUAUGCUCCACAAAAUGAGCGAAACCAUCAGGACCAUCAGGACAAGCAUUCUCUGGAAGCCUCGACUGGUCCUGGAGCCCCUAUGUUCCGUUUCCAGCCAAUUCCAGUGCCUAAUCAGCUCUACUUUGGAACUCUUCCAUAUCCACCACAAGCUCAUGGUCCAGGUCUACUUCGUGCUCAAAAUCCUGAAGCUCAGCCCGAUCAACUCCAACAACUCCAGGCUAAAAUUCAGAAGCUCGGGCAGGAAGCCAUCGUUCACUAUCAGAGCUUAAACGAGGCGAAAGCAGAGAUCACGAAGCUUCAGCACAAAAAUCAGGAGCUCGAGGAUGAAGCCAAGAAGACAAACGAUGAGAAAGACGAGACAAUUUCGAGACUAGCUCACUUGCUAAAAAUCGCCGAAAUCGAUGUGAGCUGCCACAAGCUCUCAGCCUUAUGGUUCCAGUUGUACUAUAGCCACAAGGCCGAGCGCACAGCUGAGCGCACGGAGCCGCAGCAGACAGAAAACCUUGGCUUCUCGAUAAAAAAGGAAAUCCUGGACCACGAUGAGCUCAGUCCGCCAUCCUCUUGCUCCACCAACAGCGUAGUUUAUUCGGAUCCAACCGGCCUAGAGUUUGAUGAUAUUACUCCCUUUGACCCGGAUGCCUCUGAUGUUGUGGAAGUUCCCGCUUCUCCACCAGUCUUUAUCGAAAAGCUCUCCUUUGCAGACGGAGUUCGGCUUUACCGGGCGUGGGGCCCAGAAGAGAAGCUAGCAGGGAUCAACGGCGUUGACUUCACAAAAUUUAUGUUUAAUGUGAACACUCCCACUAAACUCCCACAAUUCGUAAGAAAAGCGUCCAAUGGGGUGACUCUGUUUCGAGAGCAGUUCUACGAAAACAAUGGUGCCAAAGCCGGCGGAUUUAUCCUUUUACAUUAA
Molecule: messenger RNA, 962 nt
Organism: Caenorhabditis elegans
Lineage: Eukaryota; Metazoa; Nematoda; Chromadorea; Rhabditida; Rhabditidae
Gene: F19B10.5
Product: DUF1421 domain-containing protein
Exons: 8
Coding region: 21-962 (313 amino acids)
Source: RefSeq, marked reviewed